AAAAAGAGAGAGGUGGAAAAAAGAAACAAGUGUUCGAGGCGUUCGUGGAAACAGGAAGCAAAGAGGGGGGAAGCCGAGCAGAUUGUUGUUGUUGUUGUGAAAAAGAAACUUCGGAGGGGAGAGCUCUGAUUUUCACUAGCCCGUUAUUUUGAGCUUUUUAACUGUCGGUGCUGUCGGCUGAAGCGCGAGGACUUUCCGUCCGUUGCUUGGACACCAAUGGAGGAGGGAAGCUCGCGGACUAACGGCUACCUGAUCAGGGGUCUCGGGUUUAUUUGCCCUCCCUGACCGUCCAUCACACUGGAACUAACCCCUCAUGACUGUUACCGUGUUCCUAUAAAGCCAGCGCGUCACAUUGCACCUUUUAAGCAAAGCCCUGGUGGAUUUUACCAGAGUAUUUUUACGUUUGAAGAAGUCUUCAGUCCAUCUGACAGGAACGGUGCACGCGCAGCUAACGCGAGCUAGCGACUUAGCUGCUAAUGUCAACUAACAUGGAGGGAGAGGUGCAUGUGUUACAUAACAGCCAAACGCAAUUAAAUCGCCGACUUUUGACACCCAGCAAGCACAGUUAUGGACGUGAAUUAAUCUCCAAAGAAUAAGACAGGCCAUAGACCGAUUUAUUUGGGAGUGAUGGAGUCGAACCCGCUGAUCAGCGCGAUGGAUCCGUCCAUUACAUUGUGGCAGUUCCUGCUUCACCUCCUGGAUGAUCAGAAUCAGAAGCACUUGAUAUCCUGGACUUCUGGAGACGGAGAAUUCAAACUGUUGGACGCUGAGGAGGUGGCCAGACUCUGGGGUCUUCGCAAGAACAAAACCAACAUGAACUAUGAUAAACUAAGCAGGGCACUUCGUUACUACUAUGAUAAGAACAUUAUUAAGAAAGUUAGCGGCCAGAAGUUUGUCUACAAGUUUGUAACCUAUCCAGACCCAAACUCCUCUGAUGGACUGAAGGGGCCUGAGGAUUCCCAGAGGGCCUCUACGGGGGAGAAACUGGAGCUGUCCAUUCAGACCAAACCUAUGGGUGGUGCUGCCGCCGCCAACCAAUGUCUCACCAAGAGCCUGCAGGUUCAGCGCUCCUCCCCAAGCUCAGUGCAACGCAGCUCCCGCAAUGAUUACAUGAAGUCUGGUCUCUACUCCACUUUCACUAUUCAGUCCCUGCAGACGCCCUGCAAAGGCAAUUCCAAAGUCAUCAAAACAGAGCAUGUCUUAAAUGACAGCAAUCCUAAACCUGCAUCUCUGGACCGCACCAUGCAUGAGAUGCGAGUGUGUCAGACAGAAGGACAGCAGGGAAGUGUUCAGGCGCAGUCGACUGUGGAGAGCAGCAGUCUGCAGGUGAUAGUCACCCAGCCUUCACCAUGUGCUACACCAGCCCUCAGCCCCCAGACACCCUCUGGCUCUGCCACUGCAAUCACGAAUAAUCAAGCACAGAAGAGCCAGAGUUUGGGAGACCCACCACAGAUCUACCUGUCGGAUCCCAGUUCUCUGACCUCGCUCAUUCCUCUGCCUCCCGGAGAAUGUGUUGUCAACCCCUCUCAGCAUGUGUUUGUGGUCAUAAAGCCUCCCUCUGUCGGGCAGUCCAAAGAGUCCAGCCUUUCAGCAGAGGAAGACUUGCUGGAGAUCGUCAGUCUGGAGGACAAAGCAGAUGUUGAGCCGGUGUCCGCAGUGCCUGUUCCUGGAGUUACAGAUGCCCCAGUCCCUGUGGAUGCUACAUCACCUUGCGUGGAGCCAGUGGCCCUGCCGGUUGGAGAAGGAGAAGUAAAAGAGAAACCUGAGCUACCUGAGGACACCAAUACUGCAUCAGCCUCCCUCCAGGCGAGCACGCAGGACGUCCAGCCUCCUAAAUCAAAGAAGCCACGUGUGCUGGAGCUGCCAUCCUCGUCUACACUGUUGCCCCCUGGACUCUCACUGGAUAAGGUCAAUGCAGCGGUGAACAGCCUGCUGGCCUCUGGCAGUGCCACAAACACCUUAACACCCACAGUCAUUACCUCACAUUCCCUGACUCCAGUGCUGCUGACACCGAGUCCGCUGCCAUCAACCAUUCACUUCUGGAGCACGCUCAGUCCUAUCGCUCCACGCAGCCCUGCCAAGCUCUCUUUCCAGUUCCCCUCCAACGGAAGCAAUCAGAUCCAGAUCCCAGCACUGAGCGUGGACGGCCUUUCCACACCUGUCGUUCUCUCCCCUGGACCACAGAAACCAUAACUCGCUUUUUAAAUUCCUUCUCUCCUGCCAUGGUGAUUGGCUCCCUCCCCAGCUAAUGAGCAGCUGAAGAUGGCCAAUGAAAGACGGGACACUCCAUAAGUUCAGCUGUGAGUUGGGCGGAGCCUCUGCUCCCGUGACGACUCGACGACAGGAGUGUGCUCUCAGCCGGCAUGAUUGGUUGACGGAGCAGCCCGGUCCUGGGCUCCAUGGUGGCAUUUCAUAGGCUAUUUGCUCUUGAUUUUCCCUUUACCUUUUAUAUGGUCAUCAACGGUUAUUUAUUUAUUUUUUGGUGCAUUUCUAGAUGCACUUUCCUGAAUUUUCAUCAUGAGAUUGUGAAUUUGGAACACUGAGGUCUCACUUUAUUUUGAUUUCUCAACAUUAUGAGCUAAGGACCAGACGAGGUAACCUUCGAGUUAAUUGAGGCAUGAAAUGCCAUUUCCUUUACAGACAGAGUAUUGCUUUCUUAAAAAAAACAUCUUUAUUUUGUGAAAACAGAAAGCAUGCGUUUGAAAUCCAACAGAGUAAAACGCAAGGUUGUUUCAUUUUUUGGCAUUACAGACACACAAAUCAGUUUUUAAAGGAUGUGAUACACUGUUGUUUUAAACAUUUUGUGUUUUUCCAUGGACAAAGGAGAAUGCCAGAGGAAUGUUGGCCAUUCCUGCAAUUUCAAGAGGCGGAACCAAGGAGAAAAAAGAGAUUCUGAAUGAUACCAAGAUCUGCAAUGUAUCAGUCUUUUUCUUCUACGACGUCAUUCCUUUAUUUCAAAACUUUCAUCUUGUAAAUAUGUUACACCCAUUCCAAGAUCUGACAGAUUCAAUUAUUUGUUCUUGCUUUCCUGUUUUUGUUAAUAAUUCUUUCAAGAAUCCCUUUCUCUGGCAGCAUCAACAAAACAGGCGAAGUGUCACACUGAAGCUUUGCAUUUUUUUAAAGAAAACGUCAGAGGAGACCAAAGACAACUGUUUAUAUUCAAUACAUCUAGCAUCUCUGUCUCUCUCUCUCCCCCCCUCUUAUGUCUCUUUCUCUCCCUGUCAUUUUAUUUUUACUCUGCUGCAUCAAAGGGCUAUAAGAACCCCCACACAACCAAAACGCUCACAUCUGACACUGUAUAUAUUACUGAUACAUCCGACUCGCCAGCUAUGAGUGUAAAACUCUGUAAGUGUUGUAAUUAGUCAAAGUGGUUAAUGGCAGAACGGGAGGUAUGUAGCUUCAGCUGCUUUUGAUAUCGUUUGUAGUUUUGCGCGGCCUGCCUCUUAUGCUAUGUUCGUCUGAUGUGUUAAAAUCGCACUCACGGUUGUUACCUCAAAGCUGUCAACAGCUUGAUGCGUGAAAGCAGACACUCAAAUACGCAGAGACUCUUUCCUACUGACAAACAAAGCCAACGAUUAUAUGCAUAUCCCGUGCUUAUCGUUUGUGUAAGAAUCAUGUUGGGAAAUGAUGGUGGUUAUAUAUAGCGAAAGGUAUUUAUGGAUGGUGAUUGCCUAUAAAACAUGCAACAUUUUUUCAGCAUUUAUCAUUUGAAUCAGAUCAGAGUUUGCCGAACUUAAAACAAUACAUCUAUAUUUUCAAUUUGAAGAACAUAUGGGCGGUCGGUGACUUUCACUACAUUUAAGUUGAAGCUUUUUUGUGUCGAUUUCUGUAUUUUGAUAUCUGCGUAAUUGUAAUGAACUUGGGAGGAUUUGCUCGUAGCAUGCUGCAAUUGCUUACGCGUGUCACCUCUCGGAUUGUCCUCUCCUGCAUUUUCUGCACCUCAUGGCUGAUUUGUUACGUCUUGUUACGCCAACUCUUUUAAUCUCAGUGAAUGACUGUUUGUCUCUGAGAGAAGUCGCUUUUGAGAGAAGCUUUCGUUGGGCUCUGAUAUGUACAGAUGAUGUCACGGACGCCCACAAGUCGACACAUUGAAUGUUUUUUAGAGGGGCGUUUUGGGAUUUGCCCCACCCCCCGAUUUGCUAAGCUCAGUGACCUGAUGGAAGCUUAACCCAGAUCAAAUUCACAAACCAAAUUGAUUGAUUUUCGCCGGUGAGUUACUUGUGGUUUUUCCACCAUGCAUUUGCAAAAUAACAAGUCUGCAAUAUCAAAGAGCUCACUGUGAUUUCUGAAUUUAUCGACUUGCAAGUAAUGCAUUCCCUGUUCUCCAUCUUUAAUACGGUGUGGUAGCUCUGCCGUCUCGUCAAGUUUUCUCUCUGGAUCGUUUGUGCCUCUGAAUGUCUGUGCGGCUUUUGCUCUGUAAUGCACUGCGAAUGCAUUUGAAUCGCUGAUGUCUUUGAGCGAAACUCCUCCUCUUUCCCCCUGCCAUGAUGCUGCUGUUAUCUUUACUGUACUGAUCAAUACGGUGAAAGCAUACUGCACACUCUUCCCCGAAUCAAACUAUUACAUACUGAUGACUUCAUGUAUCCCCAGAUGGGUUGUUUACAAACUAGCAAGCUCAAAGGACAGAAAUAGUGAGCCAUAUCUAUUAAGAACUGUUUCUGUUUUACAAAUAUUGAGGUAAAUGAUUAGCGUUAGUGUUAUAUUAAAGAGCUUUUUGUCAUGUUGAUGAAAUCGCUGCCCCCUUUUACACAAUCAAUCUAAUGCUGCACGUCUCUGGACCUACAAAAGACUGUUUGGGUAUCCCGAUACCACAAUUAAUAGGCCUUAAAGUUGGAUAUGAGCUUGUCCAGUGAUAGACUAUUUUGGUAUUCAUAGCUACGGAAUACAUUAUUUAUUUUCUAAAUUCAUCCCAGAAUAUGGUAUAUUAAUGAGGAGAAAUAUUUAUUGAGCUGAAAACAAGACUGAAUACUAUUUUUGAAAGUUUUCCCCAAUCUUAAUUCCUUGUUAGACUCAAAAUUGUGGAGAAAUUGUAUUUGUGCAAGUUUUAAUUGUGCAGAUUUUGAAAAAAAAACAAUUGUAAAUGAUUGUUGGUCGGUGUAAGUGUUCUAGUCACUGAAUCCUUUAUGCAAAUGAAGAUGUGUUACAUAAAAAAGCCAUUUAUUGAAUAAUUGAUUAGACCGUAGAGAUGUUGGCCGGGACGGUUUUUCUCCUUUGUGGAGGAGUUUCUAAAUAGAGUCUCUAUACCAGCAAAGAUUUCGUACCAUGUACAAUUUUUCCAUUGUAAGACAGUCAAUCAUAUCACUAUUUCUCAUAGAGAGAACCUGUUUAAUGCUCGUUUUACCUACACUACCUGACAAAAGUCUUGUUGUCGAUCCCAGAUGUAAGAGCAACAAUAAUAACUUGACUUCUAGUUGAUCAAAAGUGGCAAACGGUAGAUUUUUCUGAUGAACCAUCUGUUGAACUGCAUCCCAAUCAUCACAAAUACUGCAGCAGACCUAUUGGAACCCACAUGGACUCAAGAAUCUCUUAGAAAUCAGUCAAGUUUGGUGAAGGAAAAAUCAUGGUUUGGGGUUACAGUCAGUAUGGGGGCGACAUCAACAUCAACAGCUUGAGGUAUCAAGACAUUUGUGUUUCUCAUUAGAUUACAAACCACAGGAGAGGACAAAUUCUUCAGCAGGAUAGCGCUCCUUCUCAUACUUCAGCCUCCACAUUAAAGUUCCUGGAAGCAAAGAAGGUCAAGGUGCUCCAGGAUUGGCCAGCCCAGUCACCAGAGAUGAACAUUAUUGAGUACGUCUGGAGUAAGAUGGAGGAGGCAUUGAAGAUGAAUCCAAAGAAUGUUGAUGAUCUCUGGGAGUCCUACAAGAAUGCUUUCUUUGCCAUUCCAGAUGUCUUUAUUAAUAAGUGAUUUGAGUCAUUGCAGAGAUGUAUGGAUGCAGUCCUCCAAGCUCAUGGGAGUCAGACACAAUAUUCAUUCUUUUUCCACUGCAGCAUGACUUUAUAUUCUAUACUGUACAUCGUUUCUGUUAAGUGACAAGACUUUUGUCUAAACAAAGUCAGGCCUUACUGUCCUAAUUAGAUAAUUAAAAAUCAAGGCAUGAUCAUAUUGUAUUUUGGUAAAAUAAGCAUAAUCCAGAGGCUUUUGCCUUUCAUAUUAGCCACUUCUGAUACCAAGUGAUCAACUAGAAGUCAAGUUAUUAUUUGUUGUUCCUAAAACUUGAAUAAGCGACCAGACUUUUGUCAAGUAGUGUACUUAUGAAGUCACAAAUCCAUGCACCAAAUUGGAGAUGAUGGAGUUGAUAUUAAUUGUGGCUCAAAACUGUUAAGACGUUUGCCUCGUUUUGCUUUUCAAGUUACUGAAUUUGAACAUCUGCAGUUGUCAGAUGCUGUAAUAAGUCUUUUCACUUGUUUUCUUUUCCUCUUUGAAAUGUUAUGUGGGAUCUGUUAACGUAUUGUAUGAUUCUAUAUUCAAUAACGUGUUGGAAUAUUUUGCGCUACGCAUUUAUUUGUGUAAAAAAAAAAUCUAAAAAGUCAGCUACUUGUGUGAAGGAGGAGUAUGUGGACUCUUGGACUGUUGGGAAGCUGAUCUCUGAGCUCCCUUUCCCGGAUGAGAAUCACUCUCUGGGAGUUUAUUUCCUAAAGGGACGGAGAGGCUUUUAUUUUUCUGAACUGUCUAAAUACUAUAUUAUAUGUACUGGAAAGAGACAAAACUAUUUUUCAUCUGCACAUUAUACUUGGUUUGUGUAUGUGAUGGAUAUUAAUCUUGUUUUCUAAAGAGAAAAGAGACUCGGAACUAAUAUGGAAGUGAAUAAAAGGCUAUUUUGUUCUUUA
Messenger RNA from Danio aesculapii, 6828 nucleotides. RefSeq names its product ETS transcription factor ELK1 (gene elk1). Gene Ontology annotation, biological process: cell differentiation; regulation of transcription by RNA polymerase II. Lineage: Eukaryota; Metazoa; Chordata; Actinopteri; Cypriniformes; Danionidae. Gene Ontology annotation, molecular function: sequence-specific DNA binding; DNA-binding transcription factor activity, RNA polymerase II-specific. Gene Ontology annotation, cellular component: nucleus. The coding region runs from base 628 to 2193 and encodes 521 amino acids. The transcript is spliced from 9 exons. The record is from RefSeq and is a predicted model, not a curated record.